Molecule: messenger RNA, 2788 nt
Organism: Linum trigynum
Lineage: Eukaryota; Viridiplantae; Streptophyta; Magnoliopsida; Malpighiales; Linaceae
Source: the annotation of a GenBank genome assembly
UUGCUAAUAAUAGCAACUGCCAAACGGGGUCGUCUUUUUACGGAGGGGAAUUCCAGGGCAGCGAUUUUGUUAUCCUCUCAAAUAUAGGAAACAAAAUCGAAUCUUUGGGGAAAUACAAAUGUCACACGAAUCAUUUAAGUCAACACCAUUAAUUGACAAAAAAAAAACAAUUAAUUCCCUCAAUUAAUCAAGGCCGAGUGCGAUGUAUGUAUUCACUUGAUUAUUACAAUUUUACAGCACAACCCUAAAAAGAAACGGAAAAAACAAUUCCUCAUACGACACAACAACGACUACGAGGAUUGUCACGUCACCCCCACGCGCCAUAACUCCCGCGUCGGCGUCAGUCGCUACCCUUUUCCUCUCCUUUUCCUUUCCUCCUUCGUCUUCUUCCUCCAGCCUACAGCUACCCUCUCUCCUUUAAUUAUUCUUCUCCCUCCCAACUCGCCAAUCCCGCACCACCUUGACGGACGGUAGCCAUUGUUGACCACCCUUUAUUACACCCUUUUGCUUGCGUGCUCUCCAGACAAAGAAACCCAGAAUCUCUCUCUCUCACGAACUCUUCGGAAACCCAUUCCAGAUCUGUUGCUGACUUGUUUUUUUGCCGGCCAUGGAUGCCGACCAGCGGCGGAAGCGGAAGAGAGCCAACCACGGCGGGACCAGCGCCUUGAAGCUCAUCCUCUCGUUCAGGUCUCUCACUCUCGGCAUCAUAUUGUUCCUCUUCACUCUCUUCUACUUCUCUGGCUCAGAUCGGUCUCCCUUCCGGCCGGUCCUCCGGGUCUCGGGUUUUACCCGGGUCUUCCCCGUCCUCCUCACCCAGGACUACUUCGGCGGCGGCAAGUCGCUUCCUCUGGUUAUCGAGAGCCGGGUUCUGCUCCCCGACCAUCUCCUGCUCGUACUGUCCAACCGCGUCCGCCGAGGGGAGAGCUUGGAGUGCGUCUACUACCACCAGCUCGGAGACGCCGACCUGCUCGACGAGAUGCUCGUGAAACUGGCGAUUUCGGCGGACGAUUACCAGGAGAGCAAGUCGAUUGUGAGGUGCGAGCUCCCGCCUGUGAACUACUCCGCCGUCGUGGAUUUGCGCCGCCCCGGCGGCGAAGUUGUGGAAGGGAACUGGAUGGCUUCUUCGAGGAGGGCGGCGAAUCAGACGGCGGAUGAGGAAAAUUCUGAUUCCGUCCCCGAUUGGGGAAAAGUGGUGUACGAGGCGAUUCUCGAUUGGAAUACUGUGGUGGUGUUGGCGAAAGGGCUGAAUCUGAAGCCGCGGAGGGAAGUCGAUCCGGCCGAAUUCAGGUGCCAUUUCUCGCUGAGCAACAAUUUGAGCAGAGAGGAAAGCUUCGUCUUCACCACCGAAGCCACCGCCGCGGCUCAGGAAGUGGUCCGCUGCUUGCUGCCCAGAAGCAUCCGGAAAAACAACACCGCGCUUGCCGAAGGAAUCCGCGUCACCGUCAGCCACGUCGAAGACUCCGCCGCAUCCCCUGCAGCUCUGCCAUCGGUGGCGAAAGUGUACAACCCGAAAUCCCACGGGAUGAGAGGGGAAGGGGAAGGGAAGUACGAGCUCUGCGCCUGCACGAUGCUGUGGAACCAGGCGUCGGUUUUGAAGGAAUGGGUGAUGUACCACUCGUGGCUGGGAGUGGAGCGGUGGUUCAUCUACGACAACAACAGCGACGACGGGCUACAAGACGUCGCCGACGAGCUCAACUCGCGGAAUCACAAUGUCUCCAGGCACGUCUGGCCGUGGAUCAAAGCGCAGGAGGCAGGGUUCUCGCAUUGUGCUCUGAGAGCAAAGUACGAGUGCAAGUGGGUUGGCUUCUUCGACGUCGACGAGUUCUUCUACUUCCCUCGCUACAGUGGCCAAACCCCCUUGCCAGGGCAGAACUCGCUCCGCGCCUUGGUCUCGAACUACACCGAUUCGCCUACGAUCGCUGAGGUCAGGACAAUGUGCCACAGCUUCGGGCCAUCGGGGCUGACAGAACCGCCGAAGCAAGGUGUGACAGUAGGUUACACUUGCAGGCUGCAGGCUCCUGAAAGGCACAAAUCCUUCGUGCGACCUGACCUUCUUGACAUGACGCUGCUGAACAUUGUGCAUCACUUCAAGUUGAGGGAAGGGUACAAGUCGACGAACGUCGCGGAGGGGACGGCGGUGAUCAACCACUACAAGUACCAGGUGUGGGACACUUUCAAGGCCAAGUUUUUCAGGAGGGUUUCGACCUAUGUGACCAACUGGCAGGACGAUCACAACAAAGGGUCCAAGGACAGGGCGCCCGGGCUGGGGACGGAGGCCGUCGAGCCGCCGGAUUGGCGGCUGAGGUUCUGUGAGGUUUGGGACACCGGUCUCAAGGACUUUGUGCUGGGUUCUUUCGCUGAUGUGGGCACUGGGUUGCUGCCCUGGGAGAGGAGCUCUUCUUCUGCUAGCCGAUGAUCGGAAGUUCACUACAAGUUUUGGAGUGUCUUGUAAAACAAACACACACAGAGCUGUUGACAUAUACCAGCAACCGAUUCUUUUGCUAAAUUGUUUCAAUUAUUUUCCUCAUUCCGCCCUGUUUUGGGGGGCAAAAUCUCUCUGUGCCUGUUCUUCUACUGACAUGCGAAUUUUUACACAGUUAUUAUACAGAUGAUGUAAAGGGUUGGUUUAAACAUAUUGAAAUGAAAUGAUUCUCUCGUUCCUUUUUUUCGUUUUCCCCAUCCUGUAAUGGAUCAGACAAAUGAUAAGGCCGGGAGAAGUUGAAUGUGGGGAUGAACCUUUUGAAAAUUUCGACCGUUGCGAGUGAUUGAAUACAGAUUUGGACAAGGU